Plectropomus leopardus (leopard coralgrouper) is the source of this 6119-nucleotide messenger RNA. RefSeq names its product nerve growth factor receptor b (gene ngfrb). NCBI's taxonomy places the organism in Eukaryota, Metazoa, Chordata, Actinopteri, Perciformes, Serranidae. Gene Ontology annotation, cellular component: cell surface; plasma membrane. Gene Ontology annotation, biological process: Rho protein signal transduction. Gene Ontology annotation, molecular function: death receptor activity; nerve growth factor binding; coreceptor activity. The record is from RefSeq and is a predicted model, not a curated record.
UAUGAGUCCAGUUGGAGAAAAGCGCACCAGAGCCGAACAUCUAAUGGGUCAAUCUCAGCUGAGUUUACUGACGGGAUCCUAUGCACGAUCACAGCCUGUGGACUGAGUGAUUCACUGCGACUGGCAGCGAAGAGUUACCUGGAGAAUUUCUUUUUUUUUUUCUUGAAGUGAACUGAAAAGAAGCGCAACGAUGACAGCAGAGUUUGUGUCACCUCGAAGUGAUUGAGACCCGCAUCUCUUUGCGCCGCAUCCGAUCCGACUGACCCUUCUGUGAGGAUGCAGAGGAGAUACAGGAUGAAGUCCGCUUUCAUUGCAGUGUUAUUUGUUGUGGUUGGGGCUCUGGCCAAUAAGGAGGUCUGUCCGUCAGGCCAGUAUACAACCAGCGGAGAAUGUUGUGAGCAGUGCCAGCCCGGUGAGGGCGUCAUCAAACCAUGUGGAGUCAAACAGACUGUCUGCGCCCCCUGCCUUGACAGUGAAACCUUCUCAGAAAACUUCAGUCACACAGAGGAAUGUCAGCCGUGUACAAUAUGCACAGGUCUACUCCGCAUGAAGGCGCCCUGCACAGACUCCAACGACGCCACCUGCGCUUGUGACUACAACUACUAUUUUAAUGAAAUCUCUGAGCAGUGUGUACCCUGCACCAAAUGUCCUGAAGGCCACGGCACACUGUUUAACUGUGAGUCUGACCGUGACACUGUGUGUGAGGAGUGCACUGGGGACACAUACUCCGACCAGGAAAGUUCUCGGGAACCCUGCAUGCCCUGCUCCACCUGUGAUGACGGGGAAACGUUACAGCCAUGUACCUCUUUCUCUGAUACAGUUUGUCAAGUCCCAGCUCCCACAGGUUACGAAGAACCAGUAUCUACCACGCCUUUUACGGAUAACUCCCCGCCCACCUAUUAUGACUUCCUGCCAGGAGGCCUCCCACCAGAGGGCCUUCCAGACACCACAACCACCACCACUAAUGGUGAUACUAAGGAGCCGAUCCACCAUCUGAACGACAAACUGAUCCCCAUCUACUGCUCCAUCCUCGCAGCUGUUGUUGUUGGCCUUGUGGCCUUCAUUAUCUUCAAGAGAUGGAACAGCUGUAAGCAGAACAAGCAAGGCGCCAACAACUGCACAGCCAACCAGAACCAGACAACGUCACCUGAGGGGGAGAAGCUGCACAGUGACAGCGGCAUUUCUGUGGACAGCCAAAGUCUGCAGGAGCAGCAGGGCCAGACUCAGGCACAGACAGUGGUCACAAUGGAUGAAGAGCCUUGUUUGCUCCUUCCUCUCCACACCAGAGAGAAAGUGGAGAAGCUGCUGUACAUGGGCAGUGAAGGAGACGACUGUAACCACAUGGAGGACAGUGACUGGUGCAACCUAGCGGGCCUCCUGGGAUACGAGGAGGAGCGGAUUGCCACAUUCCGGCAGGAAGAGCAUCCUGUUCGUGCACUCCUGUCUGACUGGGCCAGAAAGGACUGCGCCAGCAUCGACACGCUGUGCACGGCGCUGCGCAAGAUCAACCGUGACGACAUCGCCCAGAGUCUGGUGCUGAGCCCGAGUGCCCCAAAGCCCACCGCCACUUCUGUAGUGUGAUUAAAGCAUAACAGUGAGCAAACCACCUGAACCUUAAUAUUCUUCCAUGGCCUCCCUCACUCCACAUAAUUCAUGCUAGAACCGCUUUAAGUUAUUCCCUCUUGAAGCCAGUAGUCAAAUAUCACAAGUCAGCGUAAUCCAGUCAAAACACUUCACUUAACCAUCAGGAUGUGCUUAUAAUCACUCGUCACAUUUUAAGAAUCCACACAAUGUAAAGCCUAUGUGGAAGGAAAUCAUCUAUAAUCAUUCCAUUUUUGAGCCUGGACAUCCACCUGCCUUCCCACACCACUACGGAGCAGCAAUGGACCACAGACUGAAUUUAUUGUGGAUACCCAGCUCUUUCAUUCCUACAUCUCUAUCUUCUGCAUCUUUAUUCAUUAACAUUCAUAGUCAGUUUGUUCCUUAUCGCAUUCAUAAGCCAGUGUUGUAUCUUUAAAUGUUACUUUACAGAUCCAUGCUACCAAAGAGGAGUAAAUGUUUGGAGACUAUACCCGACAAGCAACAUUAUUUACAUGCCAUGUUAGACUUUUUGAAUUUAAGUUGUCAGAUGACUUGCGUCUGUUAUUGCUGCUCGUUGUGGUCUGCAUACCGCAGAGUAUCUGGAUCUUUGCAAACAUGACAACCUGAGGAAGGAUGCUUGGACACUUUUCAAAUGAACCUGUUCUCCCUCAGCAAAAACAAAAGUCCAGCCAGCUAUUUACUUUCAUUUUAAAUGCUUGUGUCAGGUUUAAGACAUUGAACUGCAGCACACAUGGAAUUAAUCUCAACAUUGGCUUUGUCUUAAGUGGUUUCUGCAGACUCUACUGUUUUCCGACAAGUGCUAUAAGAACUGCUGGCGAGACUUUGCCGACUAGGUGGUCUGUGAGGCAGGUCAUUGACCAAGGCAACAUGAGACACUACUCUAUGUGCUCGGGUUUAUCUGCAUAACACAGGAGCUCCCACACAAACUCCUUCAUAUGGCCAAGAAAACAGAGGGAUGUGGAAUUCAAAACUUGAGUCACUCAGUAACAACUGUGUAUAUUGUAUGUACAUAGGCACACACCAUACACAUACCAUACAUAUAUACACACACACAUACAGACAUACAGUGUGUAACCAUGCAUGCAUGUACAAUACAAACACACACAGACAAUGUAUACAUUUACAUUCUUACUCAUUGUAGAAGACAGAAAACUUCAGAACCUGCCAUAUACUGUAUGGGACACUCUUAUGAGCGGACCAUGUACGGAUGCAGUCACUGAGAAUUUCCCUUCAUCCGAAGGCCUUUCAGCUGACAAUAAAUCCCAGCUGAUUUUAGGCACAGUUGACCGCUUCAACCUCCAUAAUCACUGCUCUGCCUAACUGUUUUUGCUUUGAGGUGUUACAAGUCAGCCUCAGGUUGAGUACAUCAUUGAAGGGGAUCACAUUCAAGCCAAGAGCCUGGCAAGGUCCCAGCAGGGAUCGACCACAGAUCUGCCUGGGCCCCAUCACCAAGUGAGAGGAUAUUGUAGGUGGCUGUAUCUGUAUUGUUUAAUCUCAUUAUUAGUAGCCAAUAUAAGGUAACUCUGUGUCCUAAAGUAUGCCGAAAAUCCAUAUAAUUUGCAAUGUUUGCUUUAGAUGGUGAAAUGCUACCUUAACAGUAAACAGCAUGUAGAAACUAACAACCCAUUGUCAACCAGUGCACAAAUUUCAACCAACAAACAGAAUAAUUAGGAUUCAAAACAAAAAUCCAGGGUUUUCUAACUGUUUUUGCUUUAUUUCUCAGGGUAUCUUAAAUGAUUGUGUUACUACAUCAAUAUUUUAUCCACAGCAGUGAUUCUUGCGACUGACAAUCCUUUAAACAGGUGAAUAAGCGAGGGAAACCUGGCAGAGAAAAAAGAAAAAGGGUGUCUUGUUUCCUCAUUGUUUGCAACAAUGACCUCUGGAUAAAAGGCAAGUCAGUGGAGACAUAAGUCAAUGGAUGUGGGAUGAUCAGACUGAGGGAGAGCAGAACAGGUUCAGAUUACUUAAAUGUAAAGGUGAAACCCAGCCCAAUUCAACAUUUACAUUAAUCAGCUUAUUUAAAUAUAAGCAUGCAUUCCUCUGCUCAUGGCAGUACAUGCUUUUUACACUGUGUUCUGUUGCACCUAUUUGUGUUGAAUUUAGCAAAGCAUAGUUUAUAUAUUAUGCUGCCAACUGAGGACCCCUAACUCCCUUUUGGGGAAAAUAUUUGAAGGAGCAAAUAGUCCACUGUGCUAAACUUACCUAUAUCACCAACUUCAUCUGUUACUUCUACAUCGUUACUAACCACUGGCAUACUGAGAUUCAUGCUUUAGUAUUACUCUAAAUGAAGGUAUUCUCACUCUGCUUUCUAAGAGUUGUUGUAUUUUAAUGGUUUUUUAUGUUAUUGUCAUAGAUUCUAGUGCAUAAAUAUGUAAUUAUGUCUGUCUUGCAUCACAAGUGCCUGGGAACUAUUUCAGGUGUCCACUGAUGUUGUAUAUUUGCUGUUUUUCGCCGUUUUUGUAAGUACAUUUUUGUUAGUUGACUUUUUUUUUAACUUGUAAAUAGUUUGUCUUUUUCUAGUUUUUAUUUUAGUUAAAGCCGAGAGGGCGCCACUUUACAAUAUCUAUGUGAAUAGGACUACAAUAUCAAUGCUGUGCUAGUUUUAAAAGGGUAAGAAGGGCAAAAGGAAGGUAGGUGCCUUUGUAAAGUAACAAAUUAUUUGGUAACACUUUAUUCGGAUAAUCUACAGAUAGUUAAUGGAGUAUUUGUAACAUUUUAACAUCUUAUUAAUUUUUGCAACUCAAAGUUUAGCUUUGUCUGUAGACCUAUAUUAUAGAGCCUGUGUGACAACUCACUAUAUAUUCUCUGAAUAAUGUAGAUCAAUUUAAACUCUUCACUCAACCUUCGCUGCCUAGGCUGAGUGAAAGUCCAACAAAAUUAUUAUAAAAAUAUGUAGGUAUGUCCAUCAAUUGUCACAUAUACCGUUUAACAUCAGAUAGAAUAAAGUGAAACAGUUACAUUUUUGAAUCUCAAGUCAUAAUCUGUUGAAAUGUUACAAAUAGGCCUAUUCUAUAAACCAUCUGUAGGCAGAUCAGACAACAUUUAUAUAUGGGGUCCAUUUGGAUUGUAAAUGGGCUGAAAAAUGGGCCCUUCAUAGGAUUAUCAUUAGACACAUGCCCACAUGCCCACUGGUACCUGGUAGCCCUAGUAUAACCCAUAUGGGGCCCACAUGGGUAGACCUACCCAUGCUAUUGUGGACCCUGUGGAUAAUCCCAUAAAGGGCCCAUUUUUCAGCCCAGUUAGGCCCAUCAGAUGUAUAAAUGCAGUGCAUCAUUACAACUGAACUAAAUAGGGAACACAUAUUCAAAAUACCUUUAAGGCUAAUCAGAACUGGAAAUGCUCUACAAAUCCAUUUGUAAAAACAUCACCAAACUCAACUAUACAAUUUUAUUAUAAGAUGCAAUGCAAUUUCAGUAUAGGUGCCCUGUACAGAAACUCAAUCAUUUUGCAGUUGCCUAUGACAUUUUGGAAAAUACCCUUACUAGCUCCCUUGCUGAGAGUGAGAUAAGAAGAUAGAUAUCAGCCAAAUAUGUGUGCGUUCAAUACAAUGCUACAGUCAUCAGGUGGUUACCUUAGCUUAGCAUUAGGACUGGAAACAAGGGAAACACCUAGCCUGGCUCUGUAGAAAGGUAACAAAAUCUGCAUACCACUAACUCUAAAGUUAGCACGAUAACCAAUUAGCAUCUCAUUUUUUUUUUAAAUGUGUAAGUGUGAGAACAAAAAGUUGUGGUGAUUUCAUGGAUGUAUUAAGAGAACUGGAUAGCUACAGUAUUCAACGCAGGGCCCCGUUUAUUCAUAUGAAAGUUGCUCAGUGGCUUAUGAAACUGAAAAAGCUCUGUUGCCAUGGUAUGAAAUGAUCUGCAUCUUCCAAAUUAGGGGGCCGAUAAGGCAAGAACACCAGAAAUGGUUUAGUGCAGCCAAGGGGCUAACUUCAGCCAGCCUAACAGCUAACUUCCAGUCUAGCACUCUGCUAUCUUGAAUGGGAUUAAAAUAAGUUAAUCUUGGGCCCAGUGGCAUCAUGUGCAGACCCGGAUGGUGUAAUUCCACUAGCAUAACUACUCUGAUGCACUUUGGCAGAUUAUAUUCCAUUGCACGGGGUCAGGCUAGCUGUGACCCCCUGUUUCCAGUCUUUAUGCUAAGCUUAGCUAACUGGUAGCUGUCUAUAACCAUAUAUUUACCAAAAAGACAGACUUAUUGAAAAGUUACACAAAGCAAAAUAUGACUGGCAAAUUAGCAGUUAGCAGGAUUGAAGAGAUUUGCCAGAUGUGUUCAUGCCUUCUAGAGAAUGACCUUUCCUGAAAGCCCCUUGUUCAUUGUACUAUAAUUAACUCAACACUGUCUUCAGAGUUGUGAACUGUGACUGAAGUUGGAGGCCUUUUCCUUGGACAGUAUUUGUUUAGGUAACCAAACAUUGAAUUGUGUGUACAGUAAACCUAACUGAAGGUGAACAUGUUAUAAAAUUGCACUUGAGAGUAACAAAGUAGUCAUGCAGAUGGGGAUUUUAGGGUGGGUGGGAG